Messenger RNA from Scomber scombrus (Atlantic mackerel), 1421 nucleotides. It is a transcript of the gene slx4ip, whose product is annotated as SLX4 interacting protein. The coding region runs from base 1 to 1413 and encodes 470 amino acids. The record is from RefSeq and is a predicted model, not a curated record. The transcript is spliced from 8 exons. Lineage: Eukaryota; Metazoa; Chordata; Actinopteri; Scombriformes; Scombridae.
AUGGCAAAGGGCAGCGAGGUGGGGAGGCGAGUGAAGCUGCUCAUAGAGUUUGGGCCCUGUGCCCAAAUUGGAGCAGCACAGGCGGGAGGAUGGAGAGCCGGGUCUGGGAGAGAGAUAAGGGAAGAGGAGCCAGCGCAUAAAGGUGGCUCUGUUCUGUGUGGGAACUUUGCUGUGCUGGUGGAUCUCCACGUUCUGCCCCUGGGCGGCCAAGAGGACACCAGCUGGUUUACUACGAACCACAUCGAGGACGUCACAGCUCUGGUUCGAGAUGCCGUGGACCAAAGGGUUAAGCAGUACAAAGAGUCCCUCCACAAUAGAAGACUGCCCAAACAGAAAAAGGAGCUGGCACCUGCUUCAGCCUUUAUUGCGAGAGGGAAAAACUUCAACAUAGUCGCCAAUUUUCUGAAGCGCCACUUCAGCCUCAGAUGUAUUGUGAAGCAGCUCAAUGGGGAUUUGCGUGUGUUUCCUGAGCGCUAUGUUGUGUGUGUAAGCUGUCCAGAGGAUGCCUCAGCGCACCAUGGAAACCCGAGCCUGGCCGCGACUGAGCUGAGCGAACAAAGCCGAUCUGAAUAUUUUUCCAGAGUGGGAGAAACCCAAGAGCCUUUAAACAGCCCCACAAAAACAAAGAAGACUGCGCUUCAAAAGAUAGCCAAACAAGCUAGUGUCCAGCAAGAGCUCUAUGGUUCCAGUUUGGGGGAGCAGCAAAUUGACCAGAGAGCCUUUCCCAAAGUCCAAAGAGGGGAACGUGGAGCAAAAGAAUCAGAGUCAAGUCCAAAAGAGACAGAGACAGAGGCAGAGCACCAGGUCCAUUUCCUCAGUGUCAGUGAGGCCAUGGCUCAGAUUGGGUCAGCCCAAAAGCAGAGCCUGACCCAGCAGCAGCAGGCUGAGAAAUGUCCUCCAGACAGCAUCAAUCUAAAUGGGACCUCGGUAGUUUUCUGCCAAGAUGAAAUCAGUCGGGAAACCAGUAAGAGCAAGAGGUGUAAGCCGAGCGAUGCAGGGGAAGACCCUCACCCACAGAGGGCUAAGAGGACAUGCCUUGGAAGACCUCCAGCCACAAUGCAAACUCACUCCACUGAGUGCUCCACACAAACAUCCAAGCAUGACCUUCUUCCUCUGCCGCCCCUUCCUCCAGAAGAAGCCAAGGCAGAGUCCAAGGCUUUCCCAGUCUCCGAGUGCAAGAAAACCACACUGGAAGUAGAGCUGCUUACUCCAGGGAAACGGGCCCAGAGGCUCCCCCUCACAAGCAAUAACACGGCACAGACAAACCAAAACAGGCUGGCCGCAAGUCUGAGGGGCCUAUCUGUCAAGCCUGCAUCCUCAGGCUCCUCUAUUAGUUCCAGAUCCACACUCGGAGAGGAGGGGAGUGAAAAUGUGCCCAGAACCUCCAGAUUACGACGACUGAAGAGGUCCUGAGGGGGAGA